AUGCUCGCCGCUGCUACUCGUUCUGCCAGAUCUCUGCGCCUUAGGCCGCUCUCUAAUGUCUCCAGGACAUUCACAUCGUCCACUCGCAGACGCGAAGAGGCUUUGCGCCCUGCGUCAUUGACGGUGUUCUCUGACGAGGAAGAGAUGCUGCGCGAUACCGUCAAGCGCUUCGCUGCCGACGUCGUCGCUCCCAAGGUCCGCGAAAUGGACGAGAACGAAAACAUGGAUCCAGCCAUCAUCCAAGGCCUCUUUGACCAAGGUUUGAUGGGUAUUGAGACCAGUCCGGACCAAGGAGGAGCCGGAUGCUCCUUUACAUCGGCUAUCAUUGCCAUUGAGGAGCUUGCAAAAGUGGAUCCGUCCGUGUCUGUGCUGUGCGAUGUACACAACACCCUUGUCAACACCGUCAUCCGCAAGUAUGGAUCGAAAGAGCAGCAGGAGAAAUGGUUACCACAGCUAUCGGAAAGCAAGCUUGGUUCUUUCUGUCUCUCCGAGACUUCGUCUGGUUCCGACGCGUUUGCCCUCAAGACCCGUGCUGUUAAGGAUGGCAACAGCUAUACAUUGAACGGUUCCAAGAUGUGGAUCACAAACUCUUAUGAAGCUGAGAUAUUCCUUAUCUUUGCUAAUAUCGACCCGAGCAAAGGAUACAAGGGUAUCACUUGCUUCCUCGCCACCAAGGAUAUGGGUGUUAAGAUUGCAAAGAAGGAGCAGAAGCUUGGUAUCCGCGCGUCCUCGACGUGUACAUUGGACUUUGACGACCUCAAGAUCCCUGAGGAAAAUAUCAUUGGCGGUGAAGGCAAGGGAUACAAAAUUGCCAUCGAAAUCCUUAACGAGGGUCGUAUUGGGAUUGCUGCCCAGAUGCUCGGCCUUGCUCAAGGUGCCUUUGAUAAAUCGGUGCCCUACACCUACCAGCGUCAACAAUUCGGCCAACCCAUUGGAACAUUCCAGGGUAUGGCUUUCCAGAUAGCACAGGCUGCCAUCGACAUCGAAUCAGCCAGACUCCUGACUUAUAACGCUGCACGUUUAAAGGAAGAGGGCAAGUCGUUUACAAAGGAAGCUGCCAUGGCCAAGUACUGGAGCAGUGUUGUUGCUCAAAGAGUUUCCGGUAGUGCAAUCGAGUGGGCAGGAGGUGUUGGAUUCACCAGAGAAACAGGUAUUGAGAAGUUCUGGAGAGAUUCGAAGAUCGGCGCAAUCUACGAAGGGACGUCAAACAUCCAGUUGCAGACUAUUGCAAAGUUCAUCCAAAAGGAAUACUCAUAG
This is a messenger RNA of Psilocybe cubensis, 1257 nucleotides long. RefSeq lists its product as uncharacterized. The transcript has 9 exons. The coding region runs from base 1 to 1257 and encodes 418 amino acids. Gene Ontology annotation, molecular function: acyl-CoA dehydrogenase activity; flavin adenine dinucleotide binding. Lineage: Eukaryota; Fungi; Basidiomycota; Agaricomycetes; Agaricales; Agrocybaceae. The record is from RefSeq and is a predicted model, not a curated record. Gene Ontology annotation, cellular component: mitochondrion.